This is a messenger RNA of Chanos chanos (milkfish), 1149 nucleotides long. RefSeq names its product potassium channel tetramerization domain containing 5a (gene kctd5a). Gene Ontology annotation, cellular component: Cul3-RING ubiquitin ligase complex; cytoplasm. The record is from RefSeq and is a predicted model, not a curated record. The transcript is spliced from 6 exons. The coding region runs from base 4 to 678 and encodes 224 amino acids. Gene Ontology annotation, biological process: proteasome-mediated ubiquitin-dependent protein catabolic process; protein homooligomerization. NCBI's taxonomy places the organism in Eukaryota, Metazoa, Chordata, Actinopteri, Gonorynchiformes, Chanidae. Gene Ontology annotation, molecular function: cullin family protein binding.
GGGAUGGCGGAGAAGAGCCCUGACCCCAGCGGCUCUGUUGUGCGGAGGAGUUCCGCCCUUUCUCAAGGAGAGAGAAUGCAGGCUUCUGGAACUGGGUCGUCGAAAUGGGUUCGCUUGAACGUUGGUGGCACAUACUUUCUUACUACGAGGCAAACGCUCUGUAGAGACCCCAAAUCCUUCCUUUACCGACUGUGCCAGGCCGACCCCGACCUCGACUCUGAUAAGGAUGAAACAGGUGCCUAUUUAAUAGAUCGGGACCCAACCUACUUUGGUCCUGUCCUUAACUAUCUGAGACAUGGGAAGCUAGUGCUCAACAGAGGCCUAGCAGAGGAAGGUGUUUUGGAAGAGGCCGAAUUCUACAAUAUCACUUCGUUAAUAAAGCUCGUUAAAGACAAAAUCAGGGAGAGGGACUGCAAAACAGCUCAGCUCCCGGUCAAGCAUGUCUAUAGAGUCCUGCAGUGCCAAGAAGAAGAGCUCACUCAGAUGGUCUCCACCAUGUCAGAUGGGUGGAAGUUUGAACAGUUGGUCAGUAUCGGCUCCUCAUACAACUACGGAAAUGAAGACCAGGCUGAGUUUCUCUGCGUUGUCUCAAAGGAGCUGCACAAUCAGUCGUACGGCACAAGCAGCGAACCCAGCGAAAAGGCCAAGAUUCUUCAAGAACAAGGCUCGCGAAUGUGAACCAGCUCUGUGUCUGAGGGUUCAGUCCUGACGUGCUAAAAGACAUGGUCCAUAUCACACAGUGAGAAAAUACUGGCGAGAGGGAAGAAAACCCAUGGAGCGAACAUUCAGUUUUUCUUUUCUUUUAGAGUAAUUGACACUUGUUUGUGCCUGCACAGUGAAACUGGACUGUAGUUUGUUUGUUUGUUUUUUUUGUACAUGUAAAUGGAAAGAACAGUAAGAUCUUUCUUGGCUUUUUGAAAGGCAGGAAUAUGCAUGUAAUUUGUUGUAAGCUGAGCAAAAAGGGCCACCUUUGGGUGCGGCCCAUCAUUUUUCUCAGGGUCUCAUCCAGUUUCUAAAGAUAUUUUAAUCAUGAAACUGAUGGUCCAAUUAGCAAUUUUGUCAAAAAUAUCUUUAAAUGUGUAUAUUAUGCCAUACAAAAGUCAAACCUCAGUGGUCAAAACCAUUAAUUAAGGAGGAUAAUGGAACAAA